AUGACCCCGUCCCGGCAUUAUCCCUUCCUGGCUCCUGGUUUUUCCCACCAGUAUGUUCCGAAGACUUUGGCUGUUUUCGCCGAAUUGCAAGAGAAAAUUACUGACAUGGAUGAGGAGGCUCGGGACUUACAUCAGAUAAGACAAUUUGUGAGACAGAGAUAUGAGGCUAAUUGGAAGUUCUGUCCCUCUGGCCUUGAAUGGGGGUGCAACAACUCUCCCUAUAACUCAGACAAGGAUGACAACAGGUUAGACUGCUGUAGCAUGGGGUACGCCGCGAUUACUAACGAUGGGGAAGUUGCCUCACCAGAGGGAAAUCGUCGGUCAGUCUGCAGUUCGUUGGACAGCAAAGCUUCACCAGAUGAUAACGGUGCUCAUUCGCAUUGCAGUUCGUUUGUGCGGUCGUCUGGCGCCACAAACUUAGACACAUGA
This is a messenger RNA of Opisthorchis viverrini, 429 nucleotides long. RefSeq lists its product as hypothetical. Lineage: Eukaryota; Metazoa; Platyhelminthes; Trematoda; Opisthorchiida; Opisthorchiidae. The record is from RefSeq and is a predicted model, not a curated record. The coding region runs from base 1 to 429 and encodes 142 amino acids. The transcript has a single exon.